Ogataea haglerorum is the source of this 3333-nucleotide messenger RNA. RefSeq lists its product as uncharacterized. The coding region runs from base 1 to 3333 and encodes 1110 amino acids. The transcript has a single exon. The record is from RefSeq and is a predicted model, not a curated record. Lineage: Eukaryota; Fungi; Ascomycota; Pichiomycetes; Pichiales; Pichiaceae. Gene Ontology annotation, molecular function: hydrolase activity, acting on acid anhydrides, in phosphorus-containing anhydrides; zinc ion binding; nucleic acid binding.
AUGCCUGAUAAAAGGAGAUUUUUCGACCAUAGUCCUGCUAGGAGGCAAGUAGCACAAAAGCCAGAAACACGCAAAAAGGGGAAUAUUGAUGAGUAUUUGUUCGAUUCGUUUCAGUCUGAAUUAAAAUCAAUAUUUUCAGAUUUAAAAUCACAGACCGUCAAACAACUGUUUUAUGAAUUUCAUAGUAAGCCUGAAGCAUUGUCACUCGCAAUAAAUGCAUAUUUAGAUAAUCCCAGGAAGUAUCAACAUGGAGACUGUACAACAAACAAAGAGCACACUUUUUCCACGCCCUCAAACCAUAAUAUUAGUUAUAAAGUUGAUGAUUUAUCAGAGAAGACCCUAGAUUCUGAAUUACAUGUUAAUAAGAGACAAAAGCGGCUAGCCAACUGGAGGAGAUACGUGGGCACUUUUGAAGUAGAAUGUUGGUGUACAAGAUACGUGGCCGGCUUGCUUGACCCCAAUGAAAAACUGUUGUUAUCUAACAGCGAACCCCAAUGUAACUUUGUUCAUGUUAGUAAAAUCGAGAAGUCAGGGAACAGGCGGGAGAUUGGGAGAUUCUUGGAGAGGUAUGCAAAAAUGAUAGCACCAUUGAUGGAAAGUCAUGGUAUUGAGUUUAGUGCGUCAUUGAGCCCUAUGUCAAAUAGGAAACUUAGGACCGGAGAUCCAUUUUACAUAACGCUUGACUGCUUUGUGACUGAUCAACUAUUCGAACCAAGACCCUUUGAUGAAGGGGACUUGGAGAGCACGUUAAAAAAUGCCCAGAAUGGCAAGUCAGCGAACACCCACUUUGCUAUGGAUAAAGGAGCUGCAUUAAUCAGCUUGUUUAAGCAGUUGCACACACUUUCGGAGAGCAAUCAGAGUUCAGAAGCAAGAAAGUUAGUAAGUCUUGAGGAACCAGAAGAGAAAAGCAAGAAACUGUUUCUGGACCAGCAUUUAGAGGAGAAUGACGCAGUGAUGACCAUGAAUCAGCUAAAAUCUUUGUAUCAAUCUACUGAACUAAAUUAUGAGGAUACACGUCUUCCGGAUUCAAUACCCAAUGACUUUAUGUUGGAAUUACGUCCUUAUCAAAAAUACGGAUUGAGCUGGAUGCUUUUCCGCGAGCAAGAAUAUGAUUUGGUUGGACUCAACAAUCCACAAGUGACAGAUGAAGAGAAAGAAGACCUCAAAAAGAAGAUCGCAGAAACGAGUGGCACUAAAAAUCCUUUAUGGAAAGAAUGCAAAUGGCCUACGUUCUCAUCAAGAUCAGAUGAUUCAUGUGGAAAUACGGAAGAAUCUUUCUAUGUGAAUCUCUACACAGGUGCAUGUUCUCAUUAUUGCCCUAUGAUACAGAACCAUUCCUAUGGUGGAAUACUAGCUGAUGAAAUGGGAUUAGGGAAGACAAUUACGACUCUUGCGCUUAUUCUCAGCUGCCACGAAGAUAAAUCCUACACUCAACCACGCCGCAGAGAUAGAUAUGCUCAUAAGACUACGCUUGUUGUUGUUCCCAUGGCAAUAUUAUCUCAAUGGGAAAGGGAAUUUGCAAAGGCCAAUGGUAAUACGCACAGAAUAUGCUAUAUAUACUAUGGCACUGAAACCCUAGGUGAUUUGAGUCUUUUACUAUGCGAAAACCCCACUGCACCCACUGUGAUAUUGACCACAUAUGGAACUGUUCAGAGCGAAGCAGCAAGAAUCAAUAAGACAGGCAAUAGAAUAGGUUUGUUUUCUGUUACUUUUUUCCGUAUCAUCAUUGACGAAGGUCACAAUAUUAGGAACAAAUCAGCAAAGACAACAAAGGCUGUACUUUCGCUCUUAUCAAGAAGAAAAUGGGUUCUCACAGGUACUCCAAUCGUCAACAGAUUAGACGAUUUAUACUCACUUUUAGUUUUUUUGGAUCUGCAACCGUGGGCGAAGCAUUACAUUUGGAGGCGCUUUAUUACAGAACCGUUUGAUCAGGGGAGAGACUUGGAUGGUGCAUUCGCUCUAUUGAAAUCAAUUUUGGAUCCAAUAAUUCUUCGAAGAACAAAAGAUCAGAAGGACAAAGAUGGAAAUCUACUAGUGUCACUACCGUCGAGGGAGAUCAUAAUCGAAAGACUGAAGUUCAAUGAAAAAGAGGAAGUUCUUUAUAAUCAUCUGAAAGCUAAGGCAAUCAACGUGCUCAAUGAAAAUAUGAAGGCAGGGCUUGUUCUGAAAAACUACUCGUCGAUUUUAACUCAUCUUUUGCGUCUACGACAAUCAUGUUGCCAUUUGGACCUCAUCAGGUUGUCUUUCAGAGAUAUUUUGAACGAGGAUGAAGACCUGAAAGAGAGCUCGAACUUGGUGGCAGAUCAGGCUGUAGACGAGAGUUAUCGAAUUUUGCAAGAUCUUGAGAAAGAAGAAGAAAAAAGCAAACUAUCUUUCGAGAAAUUGCUUUCCAUGAAGAGGGAAAUUUACCAAUCCUAUCCAAGCUUUGACGAUGUCGAAUGCACCAUUUGCACAGGUCCCAUUGAGAUUGAAACAUGUGUGAUUACUGAAUGUAAACAUUGUUUUUGUCUCGGCUGUCUUAUGGAGCAUUUCAACUUUCAGUCACGGCUUCACAAAUCCAUCAAUGCUAGCAACAAUUUGAAUGAAUCUCAGAUUCCCGACAUUUCGAUACUUUCCAAAGAAGUACUUUGUCCUGUUUGCAGACACUCAAUUCAUAAGAACCGUUUAUUCAGAACUUUCAAACCUGAGUUCAAAGGUCGUCCUUCUUCAAAGGCAGAUAAUUACGACGCUUACCUGACACAGGUUGACCAUACGCAUGAAAGAAACUAUUAUAUUCGUCCAUACAAUCCUUAUGGGAAAUCAUCGAAAAUUAAUGCUCUCCUCUCACACCUUCAGCAGAUUUAUGAAGAAAAUCCUGGAGACCAUGUAAUUGUAUUCUCCCAAUUCACAAGUUUUUUGGAUCUUGUCGAGAAAGAGCUGAAGAGAUACACAUCAAAUUUCAGAAUCUUGAAGUUUGAUGGGAGAUUGAACGUGGAUCAAAGACAGGUAAUACUAAACGAGUUUAACACAAAAACAAUAGACGGGAAAAUAACCGUUCUUUUGAUCAGUCUGAAGGCAGGAGGGGUGGGUUUGAAUCUUACUAUUGCAUCGAAAGCUUUUCUGCUUGACCCUCAUUGGAAUAAUGCCACCGAGUUCCAAGCGAUAGAUCGUAUUCAUAGAGUUGGACAGAAUAAAAGUGUGAAAGUUGUUAGAUUCAUUAUGGAAGGAAGCAUAGAGGAAAGAAUGCUCAAGAUUCAAGAACGCAAGAAUCAACUCGGAGAGGCAUUAUCUAUGAACGAUGAGGAGAGACGAAAAAAGAAAGUCGAGGAAAUCAAAAUCCUAUUUGCUGAUUGA